Nymphaea colorata (pocket water lily) is the source of this 772-nucleotide messenger RNA. RefSeq lists its product as uncharacterized. Gene Ontology annotation, biological process: ubiquitin-dependent protein catabolic process. Gene Ontology annotation, molecular function: protein-macromolecule adaptor activity. The transcript has 3 exons. The coding region runs from base 253 to 549 and encodes 98 amino acids. The record is from RefSeq and is a predicted model, not a curated record. Gene Ontology annotation, cellular component: elongin complex. Lineage: Eukaryota; Viridiplantae; Streptophyta; Magnoliopsida; Nymphaeales; Nymphaeaceae.
GAAGACGUUGGUUCUCGACUACUUUGAUCUUUCCCUUGCAGGGCGCCUCCCUCUCUCUCUUUCAUUUGCCUCUGCGUGAACGGAAUCCGACUAAAGGAUUGACGUUUUCUGCUCGAAAUCCGGGAAUUCCGGUUAUCUGCGUCUGCCGUAGCGGCCUACGUCACGUGCUACUGUCGAUUUGGGGAUUCCGAUUACGUCAUUUCCUUUUUCCUUCUGAAACUGUUUCUCGAGUCCCGAAGCGGUUAUUCUGAAAUGAAGAAAGAGGAUACAGUGAAGCUCAUUAGCGCCGAGGGCUUCGAAUUCAUCAUCGACAGGAAGGCCGCCCUUGUCUCCAACACGCUCAGAAACAUGCUCACGUCUUCAGGUAGUUUUACGGAGACUCAGCUCGGCGAGGUCAGGUUCCCGGAUAUCAGCACGCCCGUUCUGGAGAAGGUCUGCCAAUACUUUUAUUGGUCGUUGCAGUAUGCAAGUGGGAAGGAGACGGAGUUUCACAUUGAGCCUGAGAUAACUUUGGAGUUGAUGAUGGCGGCUAAUUAUCUCCAUACAUGACAUUCUAGUUCUGUGAUCUGUGAUUUUCCCGUGCAAUAAUUGUGUCGGUGUCAGGGUACUGAUAUCUCAGGGUGGAACAGUUCUGAUGGCUGCUUUAUGAAUGACUCAGUCAUAAUCCAUCUGUGUCUCUCGGAUUGUAAAAUUUGUCUUACUAAUGAUGUGAAGUCCUAGGGUUGUCCUGUAAAACUUUGUUGUUGUAUUCUAUCAAGCGUUUCAUGAUCCA